AUGUCAACUUAUCCAAUCUCUCCUCCCCUCCCCUCCGCUAUCGCCUGGGACAAUAUCACCAAUCCACGGCACUGGGGCGGAUCCAACCAUCCACAUUCCACAAUUACCGUCUUACUCCCCACGAGGCUUGACCCGCUAGCCGUCUGGGAUUGUUCGACGGCAUUGUCUGAGUGGUUGCUCAGACGGUCAGGGUCACAGUUGGCCGAUGAAUGGCUCCAAGAACUGAUGUCCUGCGUGUGGCACGUCGGCAGCCUCCGUGGGGGAAGAUGGGAUUCUCACAGAAUUGGAUUGAAAAUGACGUCGUGA
Messenger RNA from Pochonia chlamydosporia 170, 306 nucleotides. RefSeq lists its product as hypothetical. The coding region runs from base 1 to 306 and encodes 101 amino acids. NCBI's taxonomy places the organism in Eukaryota, Fungi, Ascomycota, Sordariomycetes, Hypocreales, Clavicipitaceae. The transcript has a single exon. The record is from RefSeq and is a predicted model, not a curated record.